Messenger RNA from Euleptes europaea (tarantolino), 3138 nucleotides. It is a transcript of the gene CATSPERB, whose product is annotated as cation channel sperm associated auxiliary subunit beta. Lineage: Eukaryota; Metazoa; Chordata; Lepidosauria; Squamata; Sphaerodactylidae. Bases 1 to 3138 code for a protein of 1045 amino acids. Gene Ontology annotation, cellular component: cilium; CatSper complex. The transcript has 24 exons. The record is from RefSeq and is a predicted model, not a curated record.
AUGUGGGCUGAAGCAGUAACAUCAUUUGACCCCAAUGCUCCUGAUGUCAUCCUACUUUCAGCGCACCCGCUGGAUAGCAUGGAGAUGGCAGAACACGGGUUGCACCUGGACAAGGUCACCUGUCAUUUAUUUGACAAGCAGGAGAUAGAUUCUGAGCAAAACAGAAGGAAGAAUCUAGUACUGUAUACUUCGGCAGGGCUUGCUCCCACCAUAGAGAUCUUCAACAGUAGUUACUCACAAGUUUUCUACUUCAAAAUGCUUCUGGCUGAAGAUCAGGUUACCUGGUCUCUUAAGGUUCCCCGACAAGACAUUGCACAUAAUACAGAUGUUGCUCCAACAGAACAAUGGUAUGUAAAAUUCAAUAUGCAUCACGGAUUGAAUAUGUUUACUACUCAAGGAACUCUACUGGAUAUUGCUCGAGAGCCUAUUCUUCGGUGGAAAUUACCUAAUUUGGUGAAUAUAAGCAAAUUGAUACCCCAUGUCUUGAAAAUGAAAGUGACAAAAAGCCCUUGUGCAAGUGAUGUGGCUAUAAUUGGUUUGGUAUUUGAUGAAGAAGUUGAUGAUUGCUCCGAUUUAGGACUUUUGGACCUCGUUUUAACCAACACUCGAUUAAUCUUACUUACUACACUGGGACUAUUUAUCAGUGAAGAUUUGCGCUAUGGAAAUUUCCAUGAAUUAAAAUUCCACAAACCAAACUUAUGUGGAUUUGAAAUGGAUGAUUAUUUCAGAGCAAAAGUGUGGUAUAAUGUCCAAUGUCUGGCUAACCAAGAAAACUAUGAAGUGGAUUAUAUUUCUCUUACAUUCAACAAAGAUAGAACAUUAAGCCAGGAUAAGACAUUAAUAAGGGUCUAUAAGUUAACAAACCACAAACUGAAUAAAAGGAGAAAGUUUCCAGACUUUUUCUUCCCAGAUCCUAAAUUUGAGGGAUUAGGCAUGUUUUUCCACCCAAACAGUCACUUUCUGUAUGUUUAUGGAAACCAGGUGUGGCUUUCUGAUGAUGGAGGUAACAAAUUCAAACUUUUAAUUAAUUUAGUGGGUGAGACUGUUGCAGAAACAGAUACGUGUGUUUACACCCAAGCAAUUAUAUUUGUGACUGACACUGGGAGUGUUUUCUACACCAAGGCAGGCUAUACAGGUACCAGCCAGCCCAGUACCAGCAACAUCAAUAUCUAUAUCGUCAGCAAUUUGGUUUUCAACACCAACCCCAAAAACGAGGGCAAGCAAAAGAACAAACAAACUCUGCCUUCUCCUAGGGAGCAGUUGGGUGUAAAAAGAUAUGCCAAGCUUACAAGUGUAGAACAGACUAUAUUUUAUAUGAACUUUGACCACUUGGGAGAUUUAUAUCGUAUUAUUUUAAAUGAAACAUCUAAAGAUUUCCUAGCAGUGCGGAUCAUGGAUGUGAACACUUUAUUGCAGGAGGAUGAUUUAGCUUUUGAUGGCGCUUUAUCUCCACAGUACAUCACUGAAGAGCAGAUAAUGUUUUUUAGUCAUAUUCCACCAGGUUCAGUUGGACCAAGAUUCUAUAAUCUGUACAUCGGAAAAGCAUUAGAAUAUGGGAUGGGAGGAUCAGGUAUAAUCAACAAGGUUUUCGAGCACAACUAUCCUCCAUAUUUUUCAUCAUCUAUCGUUGUUGAUGUUCUGGAUCGGUUCCCUAUUGAGGCUAGCACUAGCAGCCCUUGUGUAUUAAAUACUUUAACCAUUUUGCAACCUGAUCCUGGUACUACUGCAUUUAAGCUUCAGCUUGGUGCUUCAGAUACUCACAUAUUUCUACCAUCCGACAUUGAGAAAACUGUUGUGAUUCCAGGAUUCAGCAGUUUCCUCAUUACUGAUGUUAAGGAUGACCUCACUGCUUUAGCGGAUGCCACUAUGCCUCACCGAGCACCUUUAAAUACUGCCUUUAAAAGCAGGCGGUGGUUCCUGUAUGACUUCGGCACUACAAAUGGAAGGAAAUGGAGGGUUGUUGUUGACAGAUGUAGAUACACAAUACAGCAGCUUGAUGAUCUACCCGUCCAUGUUAUUAAAUACUUGGAUCUUGGGUCAACACUUAAUUUUUCAUUCAGAGUGACACCAGUUAAUGUAGCUUAUCAAGUAUUUCGGAUGCACCUAAUGGAGGUAAUAGUAGGAAAUCCCAGUCUACUGGUUGCGGAUGCAGAAGACCACUGGGAUGACACUGAUAGUUAUAUAAUGAACCUAAAGGUUCAAAGCAGAUUUUUUGAGCAGGGUAAAACUUCCAUUGCUGUGAUUGUCAUACAAGCAUCCCUUGUUUGCGAUGUCACAACCCUUAUAUUAACACUGAAGAACUCCUGCUCAUAUCUUAAAGUAAUGCACUACACUCUGCCUGUUCAACUGUCUGCUUCAGACUGGCUUUCACAACUGGCCAAUGCCUCAAAACAACUAAAGAAUUUACCGGUGAACUAUAGGCCCCCAUCUAGACUGGGAAUUGCUGUUCCACUCACAGAAAACUUUUACAAUGUUGACCCUGAACAGCCUAGAAUGAGAGAUUAUUUUCAGGGAUCAAAAACUUCUGGGACUUACAAGCAGUGUGCUAACAAAACAAAGCGGCCCCAAUGUGGUUGUACAGAUAAUAUGAAGUUGUCAUUUUUUGUUGCCUUUUCAGACUGCAAAGAAAAGGCAAUCCGGAUGAAAUACCCAGUCUUAAAACUUCCCCUCAGUUUCACUGUUGAGAAUGAGGAUGGAUCUGUAAAUUUGUCAUCUCCUUAUUUUGUCACGAUAACAGAAGUCAACAACAGAACAAACUGGGAGGUUUCAGCCCAUUACUCUUUCCAAGCACCAGUUCAGAACAUCAACAGCUUCCUUGGAAUUAGGUGGGAAAGCAAGGGAUCUGAGCUUUUCCAUUUCAGGGUAACAGCUAUUCCUGGAGUCUCCUUUUGUAACUUAUUUGAUGAAUUUCAGAUUUAUAUUGAUGAUGCUCCAUUGGCUUUCCCAGGACAGUCUCUUAUCAGUUCAAUUACAGCCGUACUAAUAGGUGUUACUAUAUUUGGGGCAUUUAUUCUGGAAGUAUAUGAAAUUCCAGCAUGGAGCCUUUUGAAGAAAAGACUACGAAAAGCAAGCAAGAUGAUAUCAAUAAUUUCUCUCACUACAUCUUCAUCAACUUCCACUGAAACUGAUGAAAAGUGA